Molecule: messenger RNA, 1785 nt
Organism: Tetrahymena thermophila SB210
Lineage: Eukaryota; Ciliophora; Oligohymenophorea; Hymenostomatida; Tetrahymenidae
Exons: 5
Source: RefSeq, a predicted model, not a curated record
UUACUAUAUACUUUUUCUAAUCAUCAAAAGUAGAAAUAAAUGUAAAGAGUAAAAGUUUCUCCAAACCUUCAAAAAAUAGUACCUAAUUGCUAAAGAUAAAUAGAAAGAAAAAAAUAGCAACUUGUAGAAAUCUAUGAAAUUGAUACUCCUAUUAGUCCAUAAAUCUAAUAAUAGAGCUAGAUACUUUCUUAGCAAGACUAAAAUCAAAAAGUUAAUUAAUAGCAAAAAAAUGGAAAAGAGAGUUCUUACUUUACCUAGAUGAUAUCAGAGAAACCUGUUUAAAUUUCUGAAAAAUUCUUAGAUAACUUAGAAAAAUGCUAAAAAUUUAGAGAUGAAAAAGUUAAACAAUCUGAAAUUGUUGUGAAAAUUGAUUAGAAAUAAAAUUUGUUUAAACCUAGAAGCAUAUAUGUAGAGCAAGCUUUGCAGUGUAUCGAAAAAAUAAAUAAAAGAGAAAGAGUGGAAAGUGCAGAUAUUGAAAAGCAAAAAAUGUUAGAACUAGACAAAUAAAGAAUACAAGAAUUAGAAGAUAAAAGAUUGAACAAUUUACCAACAACAAUUGAUGAGAUUGAGAAAAUAAGAGAAGAAAAUGUUAUGGUUCAAUAUAAAGGCGGUGUCUAGAUUUAAGAUCAAUCUUAGAAUCAGAUGAAAUAAAUAGAAAAUUCACACUAAAGAUAAAUCUCUUGCAUAUAAGAAUUUAAUUAACUUGAUUAAUUUGAAAAAAACAAAAAUGUUUUUUAAGAUGACUACCUUUAGUAUAUUUCAUAUAAUCCAACAUAUGAUGAUGACAUACACCCUAAAAAUAAAGUCAAUCCGUUGCUAGAUAUGUCAAGCCUAAGCAGAGAUUUGAUGAUUUAAGGACCAAAUGUUAAGAAAUUAAUGGUAUAGAAUUGCAUUGAUAUUCUUAACUUAGAAGAUAUUCUUAUUAACAAAGAUGAAAUCAAAGUUCAAGAUAUAAUCAACAUAGUUAGCGAGAGGAUUAAUUAAAACUAGUUAAAGUAUAUAUUUUCUAACAAAGGUAUUUUUGAUUUAGCCAAGCAGGUCUAGGCAGAGAAUGAUUAGUAGUAGACAAAGAAAAAAUUUUAUAAAAAUAAAAGAAAGCGUGUAGGCGAAUUUAUAAGCUAUGUGAAUAAUAUAAAAGAACUUAAAGAAAUUGAUGCUCUGUAAGAGCUGAAGCACUUUGUGCACAUAUCAAAUUAUAAAGAUUAAAGUACUGAAGCAAACUAAUUUGACAUAAUAGAAGAAACAAAAGAAGAAAUAGAUUGGGCACUUGAAGAUUUUUAUUUUAUUAAAUAAGCCAAGAGAAAUAUUGAACAAUUUCCAAGCUUUUUCGAGGGAGUUUCAGAAUUAUAAAAGGCUAUAAAUAAAAGAUUUGAAGAUAGCUUGAUUGAUUUGCUGAGGAUAUUUUUAGGAGUGUCUAAAUAAGAUUAUUAUGAAACAAAAACAGUGAAAUACGAAGAUUUAAUUAUAGAAUUAAAGAAAAUAGUAAAAAAUCCUGAAUCUAUUAUCAACUAAAAGAUCUAAGGUCAUUAAAAAGUUAAAAUCCUCUAUAUUUUCUUAAAAGAUUUUCUUCCUAUUGUUUAAAAAGAAGAACAAAUAGUAGAAUAAAUUAAAUAACUUCAUAAGCAAAUAAGCUAACAAUAGUAUGAAGAAAAGAAAGAAAUGAGUAAACCAUCUUAUGUAAAAGACUAUGAGUAAAGCACAAUUAAACUAAGAAGAUAAAAUUAGUAAAAAAUCUUUAAAACUAUAAAUAAAUUAUAAGACAAAAACUCAAAGGUUUUUAAAUGA